This is a messenger RNA of Peromyscus maniculatus bairdii (prairie deer mouse), 3843 nucleotides long. RefSeq names its product GDP-D-glucose phosphorylase 1 (gene Gdpgp1). Gene Ontology annotation, biological process: glucose metabolic process. The record is from RefSeq and is a predicted model, not a curated record. Gene Ontology annotation, cellular component: cytoplasm. Gene Ontology annotation, molecular function: GDP-D-glucose phosphorylase activity. NCBI's taxonomy places the organism in Eukaryota, Metazoa, Chordata, Mammalia, Rodentia, Cricetidae.
AAUACCACGCCCCUCGCUGUGUUCCGGGAUGCGUCUGCGCGCAGAGCCUUGAGAUGCAUCCGCCUCGCCUAAAGCAGGUGUUGGACACCUCAGUCCUGGGAGGAGGUGAGUAACCUCCACAUUUGCUCCCGGGCUGGAGGAGAUCCGGUGCCCCGCUGCCGAGAGGGACAGUCCCAGACUCUUCCCAGACACGAGCUGCAGCCUCCACCACCUUGCCACCACCUUGCCGACCCUUCUAGAAAUAGCUUAGCCUUUAUGUGCAUUGGGUUUUACCUCCUGAAGCUGUUUGCUGCGGACUCACUUGUGCAGUUAUUCCCCAUUCGUGGGACAGUUGACAAGGUGGCCUUCAUGGCUGUUCCACGUGAUUCACAGGAACCUUCCUAUCUGCUACCUCCAAACCCUGAGGACUGGGAAGGACGAGACAUCCCAGACUUUGUUUAUGGACAGAAGGACCUCGUAGGGAAGGGAAUUCAGUGGCCAAGGAAUGCACCCAGCACCCUGGACGAACUGCCACGGUCCCGCUUUGACUCUGCCCUCUGCUCUGCGUGGAUACAGCGAGUGGAACUGGGCCUGUUUCGAUACCGCCUAGAAGAUCUGCAGACCCAAAUCCUCCCUGGUUCUGUGGGGUUUGUAGCUCAGCUGAAUAUAGAGCGAGGAGUACAGAGGAGGCGCCCUCAGAAUAUCAAAAGUGUAAGGCAGGAGUUUGACCCUGAACAGUUUAACUUCAAUAAAAUCCGACCUGGAGAAGUCCUUUUCCGUUUGCAACGGGAGCCUAGCGGCCCAGCUGCCCCAAAGCAAGAGGACGUCCUUGUGGUGAUCAAUGUCAGCCCCCUGGAGUGGGGCCAUGUGCUGCUGGUGCCUGAGCCAGCUCGUGGCCUCCCCCAGCGCCUGCUGCCCGGGGUGCUGCGGGCCGGGCUUGAAGCUGUGCUUCUGAGCUCCCACCCAGGCUUCCGCGUAGGCUUCAACAGCCUGGGAGCUUUGGCCUCUGUGAACCAUCUGCACCUGCAUGGCUACUACCUGGCCCACCCACUGCCUGUGGAGGGCGCCCCAAGCACACCUCUGGAUCCAAAGGGCUGUCUACAUCUGCUGCAGUCGCUCCCAGCUCCUGGCUUCCUCUUUUACGCUAGUGGGCCAGGGCCUGACUUGGAAGCCUUGAUUAGCAGGGUAUGCCGGGCCACUGACUAUCUGAGUGACCACGAGAUUGCACAUAACUUAUUUGUGACCCGGGGAGCUCCACCUGGGCAGGCAUCCUCUUCCUCAGGCCUCACUGGGAUCCGAGUCAUUCUGUGGGCCCGGAAGUCCAGCUUCGGAAUUAAGGAAAGCGGGGCUUUCAACGUUGCACUCUGUGAGCUGGCCGGCCACCUGCCGGUUAAAACACCCCAGGACUUCGGCAGCUUGACAGAGGCAGCUGCAGUGGCCCUCAUUCAGGACUGUCUGCUGCCCCAAACUCAGGCAGAGGAGGUACAGGCAGCACUGGUGGCCCUGGUGGCCCAGGAAGAGCUGUGAUUCUUCGGUUCUUUCUUUACUGAUUUCAGACCCUUUCUAAAGACUUAAUCACUGGCACCUGGGCAUUUCAUGACCACCUUCCCACCUCUCAGCUUGCGGAGUAUAGCGAAAGCACUGAAUGAAUGAAUGAAUGAAUGAAUGAAUGAAUGAAUGAAUGAAUGAAUUCUCGUGAAGGUUUCAAUUGCUUCUCAUCUCUCUUCUUAGAUAAGCCUAGGGGUAACAGAUCUGCCUUUAAGGGCCAGCGAGAUCACUCAGUGAGGGGGAUGAGUGCUUGCUGCCAAGCCCGUCACCCUGGGUUCACCCUCCAGAACCCACACGGUAAAGGUUGUCCUCUGAGUCCCACAUACACACCCAUCCGUGUACACAUACAUGAAAGUGAGUGUAUCUCAAAUAAAGUAAAUGUGCCAGGUGGUGGUGGCACACACCUUCAACCCCAGCACUGGCUGGUUUGGGGGAGGGGGGCGGCAGAGGCAGGGAGAUCUCUGAAUUCCAGGUCAAGUUCCAGGACAGCGAAGGCUGCACGAAGAAGCCCUGUCUGGGGCUGGGGGUGGGAGGUGAAAUCAGUGAGUGUGAGAGCUUCACACUCCUGUUCUAUCUGGCUUUGCCUUUGGUGAGAAUCAUUGUCUCUGCUUUGGUGGGUUCUGGAUGCAUCCAGCUACCAUUUCCUUGACUUCCCUUUGCUCUUGUCCCUUUCCCAACCACUGCCUUUUUUUUUUUUUUAAAUAGAUGGAGUCUGCUCUGUUGCCCAAGCUAGCCUCAAACCUCUCAAAUCAAAGAACUAACCACACACAUACACACACACACACACACACACACACACACACACACACACACACACACACACGCCGUCUUAGUUCCCUGAAUCUCCGGGUCUCCAGCUUUGCCUGUGUGGCUGGUUUUGCCUCUCCCUUAUGCUUGGCACUGCUUCAUCCUGGGGCUCAACCUCCUGUCUCUCUGAAACUCCAUCCUAAAUUUUCUUCUAGCCCCCAAUAACAGAGCUGACUAGUGAGUUCAAAGCCAUCUUAGGUUACAUACCAAGUCUACCUCAAUUUGUUUGUUUGUUUGUUUGUUUUCGAGACAGAGUUUCUCUGUGUAGCUUUGCAGCCUGUCCUGGAACUCACUCUGUAAACCAAGCUGGCCUCGAACUCUCAGAAAUCCGCCUGCCUCUGCCUCCCAAGAACUAGGACUAAAGGCGUGCGCCACCACCGCCUGGCCAAAAAAAAAUUUUAAAUGCUAGUCGUAGACUAGAGAGGGUGCUCAGGGGACAAAGGUACUUGUCAUCAAUGACAGGAGUUUAAUCCCUAGGACACACUUAGUUCAAGGAGAACGAACACUUGCAAGUGUGUCUGACUUCCCACACAUGCACUGAACAAACAUACAAGUUUUCUGGUGUUGUUUGAGACAGGGUCUCACUAUGUAGCUUUGACCGGCAUCCAACUCACAGAGAUCUGAGUGCCUCUGGCUCCCGCGUGCUAGGAUUAAAGGCGUAGCCUGGCUUAAUUUUUUAAAGACCUGCUGGUCCUUUUCCUGCUCCCACAUAACAGAUGAAGACAUGGUUGUUGACAGUCACUUCAGGUCAGGCAGCAAUAACAGAGUCAAGGCUGAAGUGCAGGCCUUGGCCUGUGAGGCCAGAACUUAACGCUGGUACAAUGUGUAGCUGAGACUGUUUACCCAUGAUGGUAGUGCCGUCUCAAAGUUGGUGGCCUCCUGGGAUCUUUCAAGUCCCUGUACCCCAAUCUGUAGUUGAGUCAAUCGGUGAAGUUUUUAAAAGUCUCAUUGCUGAGUCAGGUAUGAUGGUACACACCUGUCAUCCUAGCAUUUGGGAGGCUAGGGCAGGAAGACGGCCACAAAUUCAAGGCCAGCUUGAGCUACAAGCACCACCCCUGUUUAAAAAGAGAAUGGAGAGAUGGCUCUGCAGUUCCGAGUGAGGGCUGAGCCAGGCUCGGGAAGCAGAUUUCUGUGACCCUGUCUACAAAACAAAAAUACCCAAACCAGACAAAGUAGUAUAACACCUCUAAUCCCAUCAGUCAGGAGGCAGAAGCAGGCAGAUCUCUGUGAAUUUGAGGUCAUCUUGGUUUACAUAGUGAGAUCCAGGCCUGCCAGGGCUACAUAGAAAAACCCCCGUCUCAAAACAAAACAAAAACACCCACAAAUAUUAGGACCAACUUCUUUGGGAUUCCAAUGUAGACUGAAGACCUGAAGCUCUCCAAGAAUCCUUCAGUCCUCCAGGGCCAGAAAGGGACUGCUGAGAUAUGCAGCCUUGUAGACUGAACAACUACUGAACAAUAACUCUUGGCUUCUCCAGGGUGAGACAACCUCCUAUACAUAAAGAGAGAA